CUUCAAGAAGGAGGAUGAGGACAAAAAUUGACUUAUCGGUAUCUUAACCCGCGACUCUCUCUUCCUUUCUAUAAAAGCCGAGACACCUCUUAUCAAAUAUCAUCGCCGUUUCUAUUUCUUUUUUCUUCGUCAUUUCAAACUUCGAAAGCCAUGUCUCAGACCGUUGUCCUGAAGGUUGGUAUGUCAUGUGAAGGCUGUGUUGGAGCAGUCAAGAGAGUGUUGGGCAAAAUGGACGGUGUGCAGAGUUUUGAUAUCAAUUUGAAGGAGCAAAAGGUGACUGUGCAGGGCAAUGUGCAGCCUGAUGCUGUUCUUCAGACUGUGUCAAAGACUGGGAAGAAGACUGCGUUCUGGGAAGAGGAGACACCAGCAGCAGCACCAGCGCCAGCGCUGGCAGAACCAGAAUCAAAGCCUACUGAACCAGAAUCAAAGCCUACCGAAGCUGUCGCUGCUUCUUAAUGUCAGCAAUCCAUUUGCUUUGUGGGAAUACAUCUUUUAUUAAUGGUUUGGACCUCGGUGAAUUUACUAUGAAUUUGUGUGGACUGUCAAAUAUGUAUUGCACUUCAACUUUGAAGCUACAAUAAGUUCUUGAGUGCUUUUCUUCUGUAUUAUCAUCUAAACAAAAUACAAGUUCCUUUAGAUAUUUUCAUGUCUUG
Molecule: messenger RNA, 653 nt
Organism: Pistacia vera
Lineage: Eukaryota; Viridiplantae; Streptophyta; Magnoliopsida; Sapindales; Anacardiaceae
Product: copper transport protein ATX1-like
Exons: 3
Coding region: 151-456 (101 amino acids)
Molecular function (GO): metal ion binding
Source: RefSeq, a predicted model, not a curated record